GUCGAUGUUCAACGCCCGCGGGACGCACACGGAGCUCCAUCUCAGCGCCGCCUCGUUGCUAGGGUCUUCCGUUACCCCCGGCUACUGUUUCCAGGCUCCUAGGAGAUUGAGGAAUGCAAAUCUGCAACCAUGAUGGAAGGACUGAAAAAACGUACCAGGAAGGCCUUCGGGAUACGGAAGAAAGAAAAGGACACUGACUCCACGGGAUCUCCGGAUAAAGAUGGUGGCAAAAAAGCCAAUGGGGCCCCAAAUGGAUUCUAUGGAGAAAUUGACUGGGAUCGAUAUAACUCGCCUGAGGUGGAUGAUGAAGGAUACAGCAUCAGACCAGAGGACGAAGGGGAAACUGCUCCCAAAACCAAGCACUUUUACUCAUCCAGUGAAUCUGAAGAAGAGGAGGACCACAGGAAAAAGUUCAAAAUCAAGAUCAAACCGUUGACUGCAGACAGUGGUAGUGUCACAGUCCCCUCGAUGGAUGAGCUGAAAGCGUCCAUAGGAAACAUCGCCUUGUCCCCCUCGCCGCUGAGAGUCAGUCCGAAACGGAGCCCGGGCCACAUCAAAAGGAAUUUAUCAAGUGAGAAGAUCGCCAGACCUAGACGCUCUGUCCGCGUGCCAGCGGCAGCACCUGUCCCCAGGGCUGUGGCCUCAUCUCCUCCUGAAGAGACGAUUCCAGAAGAUGCCACUGCCUUGUUUGGGCCUCCCCUUGAGACAGCCUUUGAUGCAGAUCAUUCAGAAGAUGCGGUGACUUUUGCUGAGCCGGAUGUCUGGGGUGCCCCCAAGCCAGACUCACGCCCUGGCUCCCCUUCGAUAAGACCCUGUCCUACUGGAACUCCACCCCCUCUCCCACCCAAGAAUGUCCCGGCCUUGCCCCCCGACAGCAGCCCCACUACCGGGUCCUCCUCCCCAGCUCGCCCUGCAACUCCAUUGACCGUCAGCAGCCCGACUCCGCCCCCACCUCCCCCGCGACCUCCGUCACGACCAAAAUUGCCUCCUGGGAAACCCAGUGUCGGAGACGUGGCCCGGCCAUUCAGCCCACCCAUCAACUCCUCCAGCCCGCCGCCAUUCGCCCCUCUGGCCAGGGCGGAAAGCACGUCCUCCAUCUCUUCCACCAACUCCCUGAGCGCUGCCACCACGCCCACCGUCGAGAAUGACCAGCCUUCCCUGGUUUGGUUUGACAGAGGAAAGUUUUAUUUAACCUUCGAAGGCUGCUCUCGAGGGCCUAGUCCACUCACCAUGGGGGCCCAAGACUCCCUCCCGGUGGCGGCUGCAUUCACCGAAACCGUGAACGCCUACUUCAAAGGAGCCGACCCUAGCAAGUGUGUGGUGAAGAUCACGGGGGAGAUGGUGCUGUCUUUUCCUGCUGGGAUCACCAGACACUUUGCCAACAGUCCUUCUCCAGCCAUCCUGACAUUCAGCAUAACCAACUACAGCCGGCUGGAGCACGUCCUACCUAACCCCCAGCUGCUGUGCUGUGACACCACACAACCCAACUCGACCUCGAACUCGAAAGAAUUCUGGGUGAAUAUGCCAAACCUGAUGACCCAUUUAAAGAAAGUGUCAGAUCAGAAGCCUCAGGCAACGUACUACAACGUGGACAUGCUGAAGUAUCAGGUAUCUGCACAGGGCAUCCAGGCCACACCCCUCAACCUAGCGGUCAGCUGGAAAUGUGACCCUACCAGCACUGACCUCAGAAUAGACUAUAAGUACAAUGGGGAGGCUAUGACCUCACCGACCGCCCUCAACAACGUCCAGUUCCUAGUUCCAGUCGAUGGAGGGGUGUCCAAGCUGCAAGCCAUGCUGCCCACUGCCGCCUGGAAUGCAGAACAGCAAAGAAUCCUGUGGAAGAUUCCAGAUAUUUCACACAAAUCUGAAAAUGGAGGUGUGGGGUCCCUGCUUGGCAGGUUCACUCUGACAGAGGGCCCCAGUAACCCUGCCCCCCUAGCAGUGCAGUUCACUAGUGAGGGCAGUACUCUUUCUGGCUGUGGCAUUGAGCUGGUUGGUGCUGGAUACCGCUUCUCCCUCAUCAAGAAGAGGUUUGCUGCAGGAAAAUACUUGGCUGAAAAUUAACCUCUUCUGAAGAACACAGUGAAAAUAAUAUCAUUGAUUCUGACGGGAACUAAAGACAUACAGUAGGACACUUGUUACAAAAUGAGGCAACAGUUACACAGAAGUCUUUUAGCCCUUUGUGUUGAGGAAGGGAUACAGAUGACCCAUCCAACAGUGUUAUGUAACUUGGUUUACAGAAUUGUCAACAGUAGGUAUACAUUUGCUGUGUCUGUAAUAUGCAUUAUUUUUUGGAAAUGUCUUGUGUUGCGGUUAUCAGACAUCUUUUGGGGUUGGUGCUUCCUUCAAACGUGCAGAAUUGCACAUUAUAUCUGCCGGUGGAUGGUGGUUCCUAUGGUUCUCUCUGACCCCCUGCUUAUAGAUCCAGCAGAAGAUAUCUACCAACAUAUAUUAGAGACCAUAAAGUCUGAUAAUAUACUUCAAACCUAAAAAGCUCCCUUUUUGUCUUUGAAAGGAAACACAUUUUCCCAACCUCUAAAAGAUUGUCUUCAAAAAUACUACUUUCUUUCUUUGUAAUCAACAGUUCCACCUAUUAAAAAAAAAAAAAAUAGAUGAAAAUUUCAAUCAUGUGGGUUAGAUCGAGGCUGCCAGCAGUGUACCUUGUUUUGAUGACAACAUGGGUUGUGAUGUUUCUGUGGAGCCUAGAAGAUGAUGAGAACAAGAUGAGGUCCCCACUUGAGUGGAACAGUUUAGUAGUCUAUUUCAGUGCAAUUUAACUCAACCACCCCCUCCCAAGUGACUAAUAGAGUAUUAUAAUGAUUCAUCGUUUUCUAGUUGCAAUAUUGGAACAAAUAUUUUACCCUAAAAAAAUGUAAAAAGUGUAAUUUAAAAUUGUUACUGUAUAUCCUAAAGGGCGUUUGGUGUUUCUGCGUAUUGUCACAUAGCGUUUUUGUUGUUCUUCCGACAACGAUCGUAGACUUCAAAGUACAUUACAGCACUAUAUUUUUUAUUUAUUGAUAAUACUGAUUGUUGUAAAAAAAAAAGUGACUGUAUAUGACUAGAAUUUGAAUGGUACAGUUUAUCUGAAUCCCUAGAGUUAUAUUUUAAUUCUUUUUUGUUAUCUGUGUAUGUUUGUAACCUCUGUACAGUGUAAUGCUAAGGUAUAAUUUUAAAAUUGAUUUCAGAUAUAAUUUUUUAUUCUGUGGAGCUAUAUAUGGUGUGGGUGAAGGGAGAGAAUCCUGGAUGCAUUGUCCUUGAAAAAGCGGAGUUGUAUCUAUGGUAAUAACAUGGAUUUGUCAGCUUUUAACAUUGUAACUUCGAUGUGACCUCAAUGUGUUUGUUCUAGAGUUCUCAACAGCAUACUGUGACAUCUCCAGCAUGAGUCAGAAUAAAACAAAUGCUUGAAUCCAUGUCUUUUAUUUUUGCAUAGAGUAACAGUCUCUGUGAGAUGGGAAAAAAGGAAUAGUGCUGAAGAGAUUGCCAAAAUGAUUUAUGUGCUCUGUAUUAUCUCCAGGCAAAGUAUUGUGUGAACGCAUUUUGUUUUUGUUGUUUGUUUGACUAGCAUUGAAAAUAAAAGACAUUGACUUUACGUACUCUGCACAUUUUGAGAUUAUACAAAAAUAACAUUAUAUUAGCAAGAACAGUGUAUCUUAACUGUUAGAUCUUUUGCUUUAUGUUCCUCCAUACUUUUUGGGCUGGAUGCAGUCAAAAUGUGUCUUUGAAUUUAACUAACAAGCGAUGUUUGUGACAAAUAGACCUCAUCAAAGUGUGUGUAAAUGAACAGAAAAAACAUGAAAAUGUUCAGGCUCAAUUGCAGCAUGCUUAGCAGGAUCUGAAACCUCGGGUUUAGACGCCUAGAUGCCGGAACUGAAACAGCUAUCCAAAUCUGCAAAAUGAAAAUUAGCUGUUCCAGUUGUAAUACAGUUAUAUGGUCUAUGGGUUUGUCCCUGAAGUUUACACUCCAGUUAAGCAUUGCAAUUGACCCUCAACAUUGGGCACAAAUGUCCAGCCAAGCAAAUAUGUUGUUUUCCUUUCAAAGUGAGCUGUAUGCACCAAUGUGGAAAAUAAGUGUCAUAAGGCAUAAUGCAAUCUUAAAAAUCUACAGCAAUGUGAAACAUAGCAAAUAUGGCCUUUCAUUUUUCAAGAAAACAAAUAAUGCUUUUCUCCUCAAGGAACCUUUGGCAUUCAGUCAUUUUGUUUUCUCUUUGUAAUUCAAGACAAAUGACUACACAAUCCACAAAGGCCCGGCAUUUAUUUAUUUCACAGUGCAUCAGAUUUUUGCUUCAUUGAUGGUUUAUCAGUUACAUAGCUUCAUAAAUUAUUUGGCUGUCUUGAGAUGUAAAUUAUUUAUUUUUUUAAUGCUGUAUGGUCUGAACUGAGAAGCCUGGUUCUGGUUUCAUUGGCUGCUGAGAUUGUUCACUGUGAUCAAAUGUCAGCCUAUCGACACAAAUGGCAUGAGACAGGUUGAUUUUUGUGGAUUUACUUAUUUACUAACAAUAUUCACAUUCUGGGCAGUGCCCUCCCCUUGACCCCCGAUAAGUACAUAUGUCAAAUUGCACUUUGAGGACUGUAAAGGUCAGAUUUGAAAUAAAACUGUCACUUUUGAAGUCUGUUGGUUAGUUGUAUUAUAAACCUGGUCUCAUGCCCUUCGUUUGAUAGGUUGGAAUCUGACCAUGUUGAUGUGAAUGAACAAGAUCAGGUUAAACUGAGAUACACAACUGUAAAUACAAGUUACGGUCAAAUAUGCAUCUAAAUCGUUAAAGAUAUCUUGAUUUAAUACAAAUGAUAUACAUAACUUAAGGCAGAACACACUUAUCCAGUUGGCUUGCAUACGGUUAUUUUUCUUGAACAAUCUUAUGCGAUAAUAUUUCUAUGACAUGUUUUCCCUUUAUUUUCCUCUCAGCUGGCACAAAGUAUUUGCCACAUCAUUUCAACAGUGUCAUUUGCAACAAUUUUAAAAAGGCAAGAAAGAAGCAUUCAGCAGCCAAAUACUGUACAUUUCACUGUUUAGUUGUGAUUCUAUUAAAAAAAUGUUUUGCCACUUCAACAAAGGUCAAAGAUGGGCUAUACUUAGCAUCAAACAUCCUCACACCUCAGCUUCUCAAAAUAUUAACAGACUUGGUUUUAUUUCACAUUUUCACUCAUAAUGUGGGAUUUACUUUUGCUCUGAAGGUUGUGGAAAUAUCUUCUGUUGUUUUUGUAAUUGUGACAGAAUUUUGUUUGACCUGCGUCUCAAGUUUAAGUUCAAAAUGUAUUGGCCACACAGGCAAAUACAAAUUCUUUGUCACAAUCAUUUAAAAAUCAUAAUAAAAUUUAAAAACAGACAUAUACUGUAGAUAUGUUGGACAGUACAGAGACAUGCAAGCACUGUCUACAUCAGGGUCUACAUUCCAGAAUAAGAUAAUGAAAGGACAAAUAAAUAAAUAAAUAAAUAAGUCAGUCAGAUAUUCAAAAGACACACCGCAUUCUAUUAAAAACUGUUUCUGAACCUGCUUGUCUGGGUUAUAAGGCUCAGAUAUAUCUGACCUGUGUUACUGGUUUUAAAUUGUAUUCUACUUUGAGACAGUUUGAGACAGGAUUCAGGACACUUUUCAUGGUUAUUCUGGUACACUACCCAUGCUACUCUUUGCUUUAUUCUUCUGACUGACAUAAUCCACCAUUUCCUAAAUUUUAUAGGUAUAGAUUUUGCCUCAAUAUGUUGUCUUUCUGUACGAAACAAACCAAUGUACAUGGUUACAUAGGUAUUAGUGUUGUGACUUGCACCUUCCCCUUAAUUAUUGGUUUAAUUAGAAAAUCUGCUUUAAAGUACCUUCUUUUAAUUUGAUGGCUUCGAAGGCUUUAAAAAAUAGUUUCUUCAGUAAUAUCUGGUAGACUUCAACUGCCCUUGAAAUAGUCUAUUUGUUGAAAUAGCUUUGCAUCUUCUUUGCUUAGUUUUAAAGCCUUACUGGUAAGUGACCAUUUUGUAAUUACACAAUUUAGAGUAACUGCACCACUUCUGUAAUUUGGCUGCUGUUGUAAGAAUGUGUGAAGGAUCUAAGAUGAGUUCAUAUCUGGAUGAAUAUGUUUUGCCUUAUAGAUUUUUCUGUGGUAUCAUUAUAUCAUGUAUAGUCAUCAUACCCUUUGUAAAUAUUUUUGUUGCCUUCCUUUUUAUAUAAAUGGUAUAUUUAGCUGUGGCUACAUCCUAUCCAUUGCACAAGAUACUGAAUAUGCAAUCAUUUAAUGUAAAAGUACCUUGAAAAAAAGAAAAUUUCCCAUCUAAUGACUUCUAAAGUAUAUGAACUUAUAUACUUAGUAUAUAAGCCUGACUAUGAUGUAAUACCUGUUUAAAAUGUCCAUUCAUGUAAGUUUUCUUGGAAAUAAAUUGAGGAAAAUCAA
Molecule: messenger RNA, 6375 nt
Organism: Conger conger (European conger)
Lineage: Eukaryota; Metazoa; Chordata; Actinopteri; Anguilliformes; Congridae
Product: SH3-containing GRB2-like protein 3-interacting protein 1
Exons: 23
Coding region: 130-2064 (644 amino acids)
Biological process (GO): clathrin-dependent endocytosis; clathrin coat assembly
Cellular component (GO): plasma membrane; clathrin-coated vesicle; cytoplasm
Source: RefSeq, a predicted model, not a curated record